Molecule: messenger RNA, 828 nt
Organism: Haemonchus placei
Lineage: Eukaryota; Metazoa; Nematoda; Chromadorea; Rhabditida; Trichostrongylidae
Source: the annotation of a GenBank genome assembly
AUGGACACCGUCCGGGACGCCCAAUGGAGUUUUUUGGACGUGCUGCGGAGCCAGGUGGAAGCCGAUCCAUAUCAAACUACUCGUGAACUCGCAGUCACCUUUAAGAUAGUUUGUGCCCUAAUCGUGGCAUUGGUUGACUUUAUAAUUAUUUGGAAAAUCUAUCAACUGCGUGGCAUAUCCGGGUUAGCGACAAGAAACGCAUUCACCUUGACACAAAGAGCAGUCAAGUGGCUUACUGUUACGCCGUGGAACACACUGCCACGCGGACAUCGUGUCUGGGAGCGGGCUGUGCAACAGCGUAGGAUCAACGGAAGGGAAGUGAAGAAGGUUCAGAACACCCUGAGCACCUGUUUUGAGCAUCAAAACAGAAUGGCCGGAGAGAAUGGUACAGCUGCAGCGAUAACACCAUACCUAUUGCAUUCCAACAAUUCAAAAAAAUGGACAAAGCUGGAUUCGCACUCCCAGACUCGCUACGAGAAACAAAUUGGAUUUUUUGUAAAAUUUAAAGUUGAGAAUCUGAUACUCACAGCUAAGAAGGUACACCGCAAUCAUGGACGUAUCAGCAACGAAAUACGUCUCGCACUAAAUUUUUUGCUUCUGAGUGUAUGCUUUCUGGCCAUGACAAUAUGCUUCAAUAUCCCGUUGAAGAAUGGUAUUCUGAGAGAGCUUCUAACAAAACUAACAUGCAACCUCAACAGUGCGAAAUGGGCUAUCUAUGCUCUCGGAAGUCCUACAAUAAGAAGCGGAGUACUUCGUUUCUUGAAAUGUCGUCGGAACGAUCCAACAAAUGCAACAACGUCCAUCAUGGGCCGACACACGAAGACUUAA